Molecule: messenger RNA, 2363 nt
Organism: Actinia tenebrosa (Australian red waratah sea anemone)
Lineage: Eukaryota; Metazoa; Cnidaria; Anthozoa; Actiniaria; Actiniidae
Product: protein FAM149B1
Source: RefSeq, a predicted model, not a curated record
UUUUUGGCUGAGGACUCUUUUAGUACAACAUUCUCAGAAAUUUUUAAGAGAUAAACCGCUGUACCUACCUGACGCUGUCAGACAACCUGAGCGUGCCAUAGAUAGUCCUUUACGACCAAUAUCUAGAGAUGUUAGCUCAAGAAUCGGUCAUUUCCCUUCACAGUUUCGCUUACGAACGUCGACAAGUCUAAACCCUCCGCUGGACGUCAAGGGUCUUAAAGACGUUAUGAUGAUCAAGUCACUAGCAUUACAGCACAGAGCACCAUCUGCAGCAGCCAUACACCCUAUUGAUAGUCGGGAAGGAACACCCUAUAUACAGGGAAGACCGGGAUCCAGUAGUACUGUGGCCUCACGAAUGUCUAGAUUUGGACGUGUUCCUGACAAUUUUUUAAAUCGCAUGGCGUCCGCAAAGACCAGAAGGAAUCCCGCGAGUCAAAGGCUGGCACCUUUGGAACGCGAAAGACCCAAAACACCUAAUACACAGGAGGAUGUUAAAUGUGAAAUCGUACGUGGAACUAAAUUAUUACCAGGUGGAGAACGAUUGACAUCCCCACCACACCCCCUCAAUACCUCAUCUCCCCAGCCAUGGGGGGCUAGGAAUGGUACGCUGCCUCCACUAGAAAGAACGGUAUCAUAUGGUGAAAGUACUGCAGCGGUGUCUACUUUAGUAUCAGCGUCAACUACUGGAUCAUCUAAUCAAACAUUACAUUCUGCUGCUAGAAGUAGUGCGAAAGCUAAAGUCCAUUUUAAUGUUCGUGCAUCCAGUGCAGCCACAGAUGAUUCAAGGCGGAGUUUACGAGAAAGAGCACCAGUGUUCUCUGAAUCCCGGCCAAACACAACUCAUUCGUUUCGAACUGAUACGCCCAGUGCUAAUGCAAACAACCGUCGGUUAUCAACACCAAUGAACAAUUUUAAUCAUAGCAGAGGAGUACUGGGAACUAACCGACAACCGCUGGACCUGGGUGGUAUUACAGGUGUUAGUAUGUCAAUCUCUGCUGGGCCACCAGGCAGUGACCUUCAUACGUCACAUAGUGGUCACCAUGGUGAUAGCAGAGGGAUCUCGCCAAUCAGCGACGAGGCCGACGAAGUAGAGAGUUAUUUCGGUCACGCCGGCCACCAAAGACGAGGGAGACUGGGGACUAUAAGAUAGCAUUAGCUUUAAAUUUCCUUCUAAUUUAAUAUUUAAUAGAUUUAAAUAUAUUUUUACACUAGUUCUCUAUAAAUUACGAAAAAUUUAUAAGGGGAACACAAAUCGUACUUGAGUAAGUCAUGGACCAAGGACCUCUGAAGAUGAACUUAGUUUUACAGUGCUUCAAAGCUAAAUAGCACGUGCAGGAUCGAAAUCGGGCUUAAAAGGAAGUCCAACAAAGCCGUUUUUUCAUGACAUUGUCAGAAAAUAAAAAUUUUCCAAUCACACUCGCCUGAGAAAAAGACUGGGUCGUAUUGGCGUUGCAGUGCACUGUUGGACUCUUUAAGGGGAUAAAAUAUAAGCCAUCUUUAAGAUGUGUCCCCUUAAACAGCCACACAAUGCACUGAAAUGUCAACUCGACCUAGUUUUUCCUCAACCUUGGAAUAUCCAAUAGGCGCGUGUGAUUGAAAAGUUUUUAUGCGACGUUUGGGCACGAGGAUAUUGCUUCGUAAUAAAGGUAGUCAUCUUUGUCACUCUUCUAGCUGGUAAUAUCCACAAAAUGAAACACAAAUGAUACAGAUGUAGCUACGCUGAAUUCCUUUGGGUUCUGUCUUUUGAGUUUUGGGGCUCCUAAUAGACCUUUAUAGCUCGGGCGUACUGUUUUCCCAUUUCACACCACAUGUCAUUCCCUAGAGUAUCAUUUCUUUGUUUACAUGCUGCGUAUGAGAAGUUGCGGGAAUAUGGAUACAACUCAAACAAAGGAUCUUAUUCCCAAGAGAAUUACAAGUGGUCUGAGAUGGGAAAACUUUACUCCCAAGGUAAGAAGGUCUAGUUUGGCAGACUCGCAAAGGGUGCGCGCAAAGGCAAAAGAUGUUGGUUUACUUGGUUAAUCACUCUGAACUGUUGCUUCCAAAGGGGCGCGCCUCAGUGUGUGGUAUAUUAUCAUGGUUCUCUUUAUACACAUCAUGGCUCUCUUUAUACACAUCACGCACGCCAUAUAUCCGUGACACAAUAGGCCUCUUUCGCUUGGACGUAAUGUUUGUCCAUUUCUGACCACGUGUCAUUCUCUUGAGUAUCAUUUCUAUUCUCAAAGGAAUGACGUGAUCUGAAGUGGUCUAUUGACUUGCUAUGUACUGCUUAAUCUAAGAGUAUUUAGUUAUCAAAAAGUUAGUUGUCAAUUAACUAAGAAUUACUCAGACAUGAACCAAACAAAGGUGUUUGCUUUUGUUCCCAA